AAUUUUCCAGUCAUCAUGAUGAAGUUUCUAGUGUUAGCUCUGAUAGGCGUGGCCACUGGGGCUGUAGUCCCUAUUGAGGACUAUCAUACAUCUGUGGGCAUCCCGACUGCUGCCCGUAUCAAGGCUGCUGAGGAGGCACUGGACUUCGAUGGAGCCAGGAUUGUGGGAGGCGCUCCUGCUUACCUUGGCCAGUUCCCUUACCUUGGAGGACUGAUCAUCACCUUAUCCACUGGCGCUACUUCGUACUGUGGCUCCUCACUGCUCACUAACACUCGCGGUCUCACUGCCGCACACUGCUGGAGAACUUUGAACAACCAAGCCGUGGAGUUCACCAUGGUGCUGGCUUCUACCCACCUCUUCUUCGGCGGGACCAGGGUGGUCACCAGAGACGUGGAAAUGCACGCCGAUUAUGAUAAAUUGUUUUUGUACAAUGACAUUGCUAUCAUGAGGCUGCCUUGGGUUAAUUUCGAUGCUUUCAUUCAACCCAUCGCCAUUGCUACCCGCGACCAAGACUUCGUGGGAGUAUCAGCUACGGUAGCUGGUUAUGGACUGACUCGUGACGGAGGCACGAUAGAACCCGACCAGUUCCUCUCCCACCUCGCCGUGCAGGUGAUCUCCAACGCUGAAUGCAGAAACCGUUUCGGUGCUCUCGUGGUGGACUCGACGCUCUGCGUGACGUCUGGAGUCGGUCGAGGCCCGUGCACUAGCGACUCUGGGGGGCCGCUUGUUGCAAACAACCAGCUGAUCGGCGUGGUAUCCUUCGGAACCGGGACCUGUGAGGGCGGACUCCCGACCGGCUUCGCCCGUGUGACGUCAUACGCUUCCUGGAUUCUGGAGCGCUGGUAACCAGGCUACCAUCGCCGAUGAAGAGUUCACCUCGGACUCAAAAAUUAUCUGGCUUCGGACGGAUCUCAAAAUCAGAAUCAUUUUGUCGUGAUAUACUAUAUAUU
Messenger RNA from Leguminivora glycinivorella, 950 nucleotides. Its product is annotated as chymotrypsin-1-like. The transcript has 5 exons. NCBI's taxonomy places the organism in Eukaryota, Metazoa, Arthropoda, Insecta, Lepidoptera, Tortricidae. The record is from RefSeq and is a predicted model, not a curated record. Gene Ontology annotation, molecular function: serine-type endopeptidase activity. The coding region runs from base 16 to 846 and encodes 276 amino acids. Gene Ontology annotation, biological process: proteolysis.